Molecule: messenger RNA, 1441 nt
Organism: Pomacea canaliculata
Lineage: Eukaryota; Metazoa; Mollusca; Gastropoda; Architaenioglossa; Ampullariidae
Product: neural cell adhesion molecule 1-like
Exons: 8
Coding region: 173-946 (257 amino acids)
Source: RefSeq, a predicted model, not a curated record
AGCUACAUCGGGUUUCCUAUAUAAACUGUCGUUAAUGUGUCUAUGAGAAGACUGGCUUCAGUCACAUUGCUGUUGUCAUCGCUACUGACGCCUUGAUUGUCUGAACGCCCUCGGCACAGUGGACUUGUGUUAGCAAAGUUAACCCAGAAAAGUUCUGUGGACAUUCUUGACAAUGGUUCACCUGGCAGCAUCCAUCUGUGUCUUUUUUCUCGUCUGCUUCCCGAUUCUGACCUCAGCAUUCGUCAAGACUGAUCUUGUGUCGCUGGCCAAUGAGAGAUUACUGCGGUCGAACCAGCAAUCUUGGCUUGAGUUUGCCGACAACAGAACCGGCGUCGAAAUCGGGGCCACAUUAUUCGAAUCCAUCUCGCUGGGCUGCUUGGCCGUUGGCUCCUCCAAACCUACCAUCUACUGGUUGAAGGACGGCGUAGUCAUACGGGGUUCGCCAACAGUGGUGGAGCUGGAGACGAACACCGAGGAGAAAAUGCAGGUAUCCAGCACAGAAUCCCAUCUGUACCUGAACUGUUUGGACAGCAGCCACAGUGGUGAAUACACCUGCGUGGCUUUAAUACCCGGCAGGGAGAUUAGCAUGACCAUGAACCUCGCCGUCACUGAUGAUAGGGGCUACACUAGCUGUCUCAUCGAACAGCCUACCGAAGGUGAGGAGGCCAGAGUCUACAUGUGGACUAGGGGGCGCUUGGAGUAUCAAUCCAAGGACGUGCAGCUCUUCUGUAGAGGAUACGGUACUCCACAACCCGAAAUCAAGUGGUUGGAUACCAACGGCACCCUGAUCGAGAGCUCCGAGAAGUACACUAUUGAUAGUAGUGGGGACUUGAUCAUCCGAAACAUUAACUCUGAGAACGAGGGUGUGUAUAUGUGUGGUGCUAUAAACUCGAAAGGAGCGCAAGCCAUGCCUGUCUUCCUCUAUGUCAUUCUUCCACCAGAAUAACAUGCUACAAUACCGACAAGCAGCUUCAAGUCUACUACAAAGAUUUGAUGAAAGCAGACACAUGUCUGGUGAAGAAUUUUCAAAAAGAAAUAAAAUCUGAAGGAAGACAAGAGGUCUUUUUGUUGUUGAUGUUUCAGUUGUAGCUGCUUUGGGGUUUGUCUUCUGCCCAACCCUCCUUCUUCUUCUCUCUGGAGGCUUUAUAUAGAUACGAGUGUCUGUUGGAAGGCCAGCAACACAGUCCGGGACAACUUUCAUUGUUUAUGCAAACCCUUAAUGAGCAACCACACGCUAAGCUGUCGAUGAGCCGUUGUUAGUUUUAUUUAUUCAAAGCUCUAUUCACUUUGGGUUGAUAUUAUUUGAAUUGUCUUUAUUGAUUACCGUUAUGUUAUUCAGUUUGCUUUCUCUGCAACUGUUGUGUUUUGUUACUUAGCUAAAUGACCUGUAUUUAAAAGAAAACAUCUUGACUGUAGCAUUGACAAUAAAGCAAAAAUUAAG